UUCUACAGUUGUUGGUUUCUCUUCUUGAUGCAAGUGGAUUUAUCCGGCUCCUUGGUUGACAAAAUCGCCACCCCAAGAAACAUGGAGACAACGAAAUUUUAAAAUGAGAUACCAAUCUCUAUGAAAACAAAGGCUUAUGUGUUCAUGUUUGCACUGUCCGUCUCCUGAGUUUCAUGAAGGAAAACAAACUGUCUGGAAGCUGAAGGAUAACCAGGCGGUCCUUGAGGAGUCUUCCUCAGCAUCUGUCAUUACAUGGAUGUCUGCUCAUUAGAAUCAACUGGCCUUUUAGCUAACCACCAGGAGCCUGGGUUCUGACUUCAUUCACACCAUUGACAUCUGUGUGAAAAGUCAUCAUCCAUUCUUUAAAAGCAUUGAUGACUGAAUUGAAACUUUUGGAAGCAAAGAAAAAUUGAAGAUAUCUCACAAAAGAGAAUUAGAUAUUGAAAACGAACUGCAACAAGGCGAGACUUAUUUGGCUGUUUGCCUCCUGAGAACGAAUGUAAUUGCCACCUUAAAGAGGAAAAAAAAAUGAACACCACAUGUAUUGAUGAACAGCACGACCUAGAUCACUAUUUGUUUCCAAUCGUUUACGUCUUUGUGGUCAUAGUCAGCAUUCCAACCAACAUUGGAUCUCUCUGUGUGUCUUUUCUUCAAGCCAAGAAGGAAAAUGAGUUAGGAAUUUACCUCUUCAGCCUAUCACUGUCAGAUCUGCUGUAUGCACUCACUCUCCCUCUGUGGAUUGAUUACACGUGGAAUAAAGACAACUGGACUUUCUCUCCUGCCUUGUGCAAAGGGACUGCUUUCUUCAUGUACAUGAACUUUUACAGCAGCACAGCAUUCCUCACCUGCAUCGCUGUUGAUCGAUACUUAGCAGUUGUCCACCCUUUGAAGUUUUCUUUCCUGAGGACAAGAAGGUUUGCAUUCAUGGUCAGCCUAUCCAUCUGGGUUUUGGAAACCAUCUUCAAUGCUGUCAUUCUGUGGGAAGAUGAGACAGCUGUAGAAUACUGUAAUGUCAAAAAGUCUAAUUUUACUCUAUGCUAUGACAAAUACCCUUUGGAGAAAUGGCAAAUUAAGUUUAACUUGUUUAGGACGUGCACGGGCUAUGCAAUACCUUUGGUCAUCAUGAUGGUUUGCAACCAGAAAGUCUACCAAGCUGUGCAGCAUAAUCAGGCCACGGAAAAGGCUGAAAAGAGAAGAAUCAUAAAACUGCUUGUGAGUGUCACAUUGACUUUUGUUUUGUGCUUCACUCCCUUUCAUACGAUGUUGCUGAUUCGCAGCAUUUUCGAGCGUGAUGUAAACAUUAACAAGCAUACAUUUGACCACAAGUCUGGAAAGCAGAAUUAUAAAAUGUAUAGAAUCACAGUUGCAUUAACAAGUUUAAAUUGUGUUGCUGACCCUAUUCUGUACUGUUUUGUAACUGAAACAGGAAGGUCUGAUAUGUGGAACAUAUUAAAAUUCUGUACGGGAAAGCUUAAUAGAUCACAAGGACAAAGAAAACACAUGCUUUCUAUGUCUACAAAAGAUACUGUGGAGUUAGAUAUCCUGGAAUAGAACCAAGGAAUUAUUUUCAUAGUAUAUAAUAUUGUAUCAUCAAUACAAAAUCAAGAUUACAUUUUGAAAAGGAAAUCUAAUAUGAGAGGGAACUAAGAUUCCAGUUGAGUGAAUAUUUUAAUAUCCUCCCCAACGGAAAUAUUUUAAAAGUACACUGCACAGCUCCCUGACUUUUAUUAAAUGAGUAUUAAACAAAAUUUAUUAUUUUCCUAAUGACUCAGGAUCAUUAUUGUUAAUGGCAAUUGUUUUUGUAUCUGUGCUAUAACCCCUCAGAUGUUAAUAAGAUAUACGAGGUGUGAUCAAAACACCCAGUGAAUGCUGCUGCUGAGUGCCACCCAAGGAAA
Hipposideros armiger (great roundleaf bat) is the source of this 1895-nucleotide messenger RNA. It is a transcript of the gene GPR65, whose product is annotated as G protein-coupled receptor 65. The transcript is spliced from 2 exons. Gene Ontology annotation, biological process: G protein-coupled receptor signaling pathway. The record is from RefSeq and is a predicted model, not a curated record. Gene Ontology annotation, molecular function: G protein-coupled receptor activity. Lineage: Eukaryota; Metazoa; Chordata; Mammalia; Chiroptera; Hipposideridae. Gene Ontology annotation, cellular component: membrane. The coding region runs from base 529 to 1551 and encodes 340 amino acids.